AUGCCCGGCAAGACACCCCAUAGCAACGGUAAUGAGCCCGUCGAGAACGGUAUCAGGAACGAGACCCGUCAAAUCGUCAGCGCCCCCGAUAAGGAUGGCGAUGUGGCGAUGGGUGACGAGGCUGACAAGGACGCCGAGGGCGAGGUCAAGGUCGACCCCGUAGUACAAACAUCUACAGACAUCAAGAACAACUUCGCUCUACUGGAGCGCGCCGUCGUUCAGUUUGAUGCCAGGUUCACCCUCCGAGCUCUCCGAUCCAUCUCCUUGAUCCGCAAACGCCUUACAUCUGAUAUCAUCGCCAAGGUCAUUGUCGAGACCUUCCCUGCUACUGUAGCGUCUGGAAAUGUUGCCAAGGCCCUUCUUUCUGCCAUCGAUCGCCAGGAUCUUCCCCUUGGCCGACCUUUCAAUGCCGAGGAGGAAUCUGAGCCUACCAAGGCCACGAAAAACGGCGCAAAGAAGGAGCUGAAGGAGGUCAUUCCUGAGAUUGAUAUUUUCCUCGGCAUCCUCAUCCAAGUUUCGCUCUUUGACUCUAAGCAGUUCAAGCGUGGAGCUGAGUUCUCAAAGCACCUUUCCGACAGGAUCCAGAAGCUUAACCGCCGCACCUUGGACUCGCUGUCUGCCAAGUCGCCCAUUGUUGCUCUCCGCCCAACUCUUCUCGCUGCCCUCCGAACGGCUGUUUUGCGCAAGGAUAUCGAUACCCAGGCCUCAGUCAUCGUGCUCCUUCUUCGAAACUACCUCCUGACCUCGCAUAUCUCCCAGGCUGACCUUCUCGUCUCCCAUACCCAAUUCCCCGAAAACGCCGCCAAUAACCAGGUUGCCCGCUUCCUUUACUAUCUUGGCCGCAUUCGCGCUAUUCAACUACGCUAUGGCGAGGCCCACACGCACCUCACUGCCGCUACGCGAAAGGCCCCCUCGAGCGCCUGCGCCGUUGGUUUCUCGCAAACUGCAACGAAACUCCUUCUCGUCGUCGAAUUGCUUAUGGGUGAUAUUCCGGACCGCGCUACUUUCCGUCAGCCCACUCUAGAGGUCGCGCUCCAGCCCUACUUCCGCCUUGUGCAAGCUGUCAGGGUUGGAAACCUCGAAGACUUCGAGACCAUUAUUGCCGAUCACGCCGAUAUUUUCCGCCGCGAUGGAACAUAUACCCUUAUCCUCCGCCUAAGGCAAAACGUCAUCAAGACGGGCAUUCGCAUGAUGUCGCUGUCUUAUUCGCGAAUUUCUCUCCGCGAUAUUUGCAUCCGACUUCAUCUCGGAAGCGAAGAGUCUGCGGAGUAUAUUGUUGCCAAGGCCAUCAGGGAUGGUGUUAUCGAGGCUACCCUGGAUCGCGAGAGGGGCUUCAUGAAGAGCAAGGAGGUGGGCGACGUUUAUGCCACCCGUGAGCCCGGCGAAGCCUUCCACGAGCGCAUCCGGGUGUGCUUAUCUCUUCACGAUGAAAGUGUCAAGGCUAUGCGAUUCCCCAUGAACCAGCACCGACUGGAGCUCAAGAAUGCUCAGGAAGCGCGAGAGCGAGAGCGAGAGAUGGCGAACGAGAUACAGGAUGGGGACUUGGACGAGGACGAUCUCGGCGGCGACUUCGAGGGAAUGUAA
Molecule: messenger RNA, 1584 nt
Organism: Parascedosporium putredinis
Lineage: Eukaryota; Fungi; Ascomycota; Sordariomycetes; Microascales; Microascaceae
Source: the annotation of a GenBank genome assembly